AUGGACGCACCUGCGCCCUACGGCACAACAACCACCCCCGCCUCCGCCCCCGCCUCCGCCUCUGCCGACCCCGCGCCGCCGCCGCCGCCGCAAUCUCAACUUUCUUCUUCCGACACACCUCACCACCCCUCGUCGUCAUCGGCGGCGGCGGCAGCAGCAGCAGCCGCCGCCGCCUCUUCAUCAGCAACAGGGCCCGCCCAGAGCCGCCCCUGUGACAUAUGUCGUCAGCGCAAGACGCGCUGCGUCCGCGAGGAUGGCCGCGACAAGUGCGUCAUGUGCUCAUUCCACGGCCAGCCGUGCACAUAUCUCCGCGGGCCCCUACCGCGCAAGCGCCGGAAGGCCACAGACCCCCCGGAGGUGAGACCCCAGACCAACGGAUCUGUUGUCUCGGCGCCCGCCGGCCCUGCGCCCGGCCCGGCGCCUCUGGAUCCUCAAGAGGAGAUGAGCCACCACCCCUCCCCCGAACUCCUCGAGGCCCUCUCCCCGUCCCUCGCCGGCUCCGAGAACAUCGCCCACUUCCACUCCCCCCGGCCGACCUCCCUCCUCGACGGCACCCUCGGCCUCCACCUCAAAACCCACUCCGAGCACGUCGGCAACACCUCCUACCGCGAGCCCGCCCUCCUCGACCUCCACCGGCCCCAGGACCCCUCCGCCCGCGCCGUCCGCCGCCUCGACGACAACACCGUCUUCCUCAUCCACCGCGACCGCGAGACCUCCUCCGAGCCCCAGCGCAUCGCCGACCUCGACGCCAUCGAGAAGCUCGUCCACCCCCUCGGCUCCACCCUCGUCAACCUCUACUUCCGCAUCGUCCACCCCUCCUUCCCCAUCCUCCACAAGAAGGUCUUCCUCGAAAAGUACGCCCGCUCCUACCACGAGUUCUCCCCCCCGCUCCUCGCCGCCGUCUACCUCAUCGCCCUCGACUGGUCCCUCUACGACCGCACCCUCGCCACCUCCACAUGGCAGCCCGACCAGGCCGCCCUCGAGGCCCUCGCCCUCCGCACCAUGUCCGACGACAUGAAGCGCCCCAAGAUCUCCACCCUCCAGGCCGGCCUCCUCGUCCAGCAGCGCUUCCGCAACAACACCUGGACCUUCACCGCCCAGCUCGUCGCCCUCGCCCAGGGCCUCGGCCUCCACGUCGACUGCACCGACUGGGCCAUCCCCGACUGGGAGAAGGGCCUCCGCCGCCGCCUCGCCUGGGCCCUCUUCAUGCAGGACAAGUGGGGCGCCCUCGUCCACGGCCGGCCCUCCCACAUCCGCCUCGACGAGGACUGGGACGUCCGCCCCUGCCGCGUCGACGACUUCCCCGAGAACGCCGCCGACGAGGAGCACGACCCGGAGGGCAGCGCCGAGGUCGUCGUCGGCCGCGAGCUCUUCCUCCGCCAGAUCGAGCUCUCCCUCAUCCUCAGCGACGUCCUGGCCAUCUUCUACACCGCAAAGGCCACCCGCCGCGGCGGCACCCUCGACCAGAUCGGCACCGUCGGCGUCGCCGAGCUGGCCAAGCCCAUCGUCAUGAUGCUGCGGGAGUGGUACGCCAAGCUCCCCGAAGCCCUCCAACUCCAAGAAACCCGCCUGAAGAAGCUCUCAGCAAACGGCUCCCUCCACCUCGCCUACAUCUCAAUAGACCUAGCCCUCCACCGCUCCCUGGUCCGCAACAUAUCCUCCAACGCGCCCCCCGAGCUGCGCGCCGCCAUCCGCACCGGCGCCCGCGCCCGCCUCGCCGCCGCCUCCAACAUCAUCUCGAACCUGCAGAUGGAGCACAUCCAGUCCUUCUGGGGCUUCGCCGCCUCCGCCCAGCUCGCCGCCAUCGGCUCCUUCGCCGGCCUGCUGUGGGCCACCUCGGACGACGACGCCGAGGCCAUGUACUACGCCGAGCGCGUCGAGGAGUACCUCUGGAGCCUGCGCGUCAGGGCGCAGGCUGCGCCCUUCGCGAGGGAGGCGCUGAGGAUGCUCGAGGCCGACGUCGGCGGGCUCGAGGCCGUCAGGGCCGCCGCGUCGGGUCUGCACGGCGAAAUGAAGAUGUGA
Molecule: messenger RNA, 2022 nt
Organism: Colletotrichum karsti
Lineage: Eukaryota; Fungi; Ascomycota; Sordariomycetes; Glomerellales; Glomerellaceae
Exons: 3
Coding region: 1-2022 (673 amino acids)
Biological process (GO): DNA-templated transcription
Cellular component (GO): nucleus
Molecular function (GO): DNA binding; zinc ion binding; DNA-binding transcription factor activity, RNA polymerase II-specific
Source: RefSeq, a predicted model, not a curated record